Didymodactylos carnosus is the source of this 834-nucleotide messenger RNA. Lineage: Eukaryota; Metazoa; Rotifera; Eurotatoria; Philodinida; Philodinidae. The record is from the annotation of a GenBank genome assembly.
AUGCCUUGUAAAGGAGAGGUUCGAACGUUGUUUGUUAGUGGUCUACCAAUGGAUGCUAAACCUCGAGAAUUGUAUCUGCUAUUUCGAGCUUAUAAAGGUUAUGAAGGAUCAUUAUUAAAAGUAACGAACAAAAAUGGGAAAAAUUUAUCACCCGUAGGGUUUGUCACGUUUGCCACAAGAGCCGAUGCAGAAGCAGCUAAGCAAGAGUUGACUGGUGUUCGAUUUGAUCCUGAUCUUCCAGCAACAUUACGAUUAGAAUUUGCUAAAAGCAAUACAAAAGUACAAAAACCGAAACAUCCACAUACUAAUGCAUUAUCUGCUGCACAACAAUUUAUACAAAUUCCACAAGACCUUGGUGCUACCUUUUUUCCAACUGAGGCUUGGGGACAACCAUUGACUUUUGAUCUGGGACCAGCCGGACUUCAUCAUCCAGCUUUGUUAGGUUUACAUGGACCACAUAUUCCAGGUCUUGGUCAUCCAAUGUCAACCGGAAUGACACAAUUGCAACAGUCAAAUCCAACUAUGGCUGUGGCAAAUGGAAAUUUAACAAAUGCUACUACUCUCCAUCAGACUGAAUCAACCAUAAUUACUUCACAACAAACAUUCGUUCAAAACGAUAUUAAUAAUAAUAAUAAUAAUAAUAAUAACAUCGUUGUUCGUCCAACAAUCUCGCAACAACAAUCUGUUUUAUCAACUUUAAAUACAAAUGGCGUAGUUGACUCGUUUGAGAAACAAGAUCCAUCAUCGCAUAUUCGUAUUAUUGAAAUAAAACGAACGUUAGAUGAAAAUAGUAUUGAACAAGAAAAAAAUGCCAAUAAAAAGAGUCGACGUUAA